Molecule: messenger RNA, 1859 nt
Organism: Gossypium arboreum
Lineage: Eukaryota; Viridiplantae; Streptophyta; Magnoliopsida; Malvales; Malvaceae
Product: F-box protein At5g07610-like
Exons: 1
Coding region: 62-1312 (416 amino acids)
Molecular function (GO): protein binding
Source: RefSeq, a predicted model, not a curated record
UUCUCUCUCAAGCUUUCACUUUCACUCACCAGACUUUGAGGGGACAUACACAGAGAUAAAAAUGGCUGAUAAUGAUUCAGCAAAUCAAACAUCUUCAGCUGAGAUGGUAGAAUCUAACCAAGAUCUUUUAACACAGAUCCUCUUGCAUUUCCCUGUUAAAUCUCUUCUCAAGUCCAAAUGUGUCUCCAAAAGAUGGCUUUCUCUCAUUUCUGAUCCUCAAUUUGCUGCUAAAAUCAGCCAUUUGAACGUCAACCUUGGUCCCUCUGGUCUCUACUACUACGGCAGCCCUUUUGGCUUCCUUAACUUUGACACAAAUCACAACAUGCUUAAGGUACCAUCUCUGUCAUUUCUCAAUGUUACAGGCAUUGAAAUUUUGCAGUCAUGCAAUGGCUUGCUGUUGCUUCUCUGCAGUUUUAGUUCGGACAAUGAUUCUGGUUUUACUUACUGUGUUUGUAAUCCCACCACCAAGAACUUUGUCACUGUUCCUUUACCUAAUGCAACUGCAAACAGGUCCAUAGCCGGUAUUAAUUUAGCUUUUGAUCCUUCAAAAUCCACCCAUUAUAAAGUCAUCUGUGUCUUGAUGAAUAACAUGCAAUACCUAAAUCUCAAUGAGAUUGAACACCUUGUUUCUCCUACAUAUCAGAUUGAGAUCUUUUCAUCAGAAAAUAAAGCUUGGACUGACUCUGGUGGUCCAUUCGAAGCACCAUAUUAUACAGACUUCGAGCACGGGGUGUUUUGCAACGGUGCAAUCCAUUGGCUUAGCCCCACUGAUGUUUCCCUUUACUUUGAUGUCGAAACUGAAAGCCUGAAAACAAUGGCAAUGCCAAGGAUUCAGACAGGAGGACCAUCUGGUUACUGGAGCUCUCAAAGGUUCCCCUAUUUUGGACAGUGUACUGGCUGUUUACACCUUAUUGAAGUUGACUCCAUAAGCAAACCAAGGUUUCAUAUACUGGAAAUGAAGCCUGAUCACUCUCACUGGUGUGUUAAAUACAGAGUUGAUCUCAACAAUGUGGCAUCUGAGUUCCCAGAGAUUGCUAGAAGGUAUAUGGAUGAGUUUCCUACUCUAGCACUGAAUAAUGUGGAGGAGAUUGAAGUUCAGUAUUAUGCAUAUUCAAUACUAAGUGUUGUGAGAGGGGAAAAAGAUGAAGAUGUUGAAGUGGUGAUGGUGAUACCAGGUAAAAUCAUAUCCCACAAUCCCAGGCUAAACACUUCCAAGUUAUUGUCAAGCUGGAGGGCUAGCAAUGUUUAUGAUUGUAUGCAAUAUAAAUGGUACAAUGUUUUUCACUACGUAGAAAGCCUUGCUACUCUCUGAACACACAUCAUUUUCCUUCAGAGCUUGUAAAUUGUAGACCUGCUUUUUGAAGGUAUAAAAGCUAGAGUUUUUACUUUGUGGUACAUCAGAAAUGCAUGAUCUGAAAAUGGGAAUUUCCAGCUCUAUGAAAUGCAAUCUAUUGACAAAGCUAUUUAGAAGGAUGGAUUUGUAAAUGCGCUUUUGUUCAAAAUGCUCCUAGCCAAAAUAAAUUUGUGAAAAGCUAUUCUGUUAUAUUCUUUCAGCCAAAUCAGCUGAAUCUUUUUCAUCAAGAAAACUGUACUUUUUAUUUUACUUCAGAAAGAGGAAAACGUACAAAAAGCCCUCUUCACCUAGCGGUAUCUUCUAUGAGUAGUGAAACAAGAAAUUGAUGGCCAAAUAUAGAAAUAAAGAAGUUUUGAAUGACUAUGCAUGUAUAUAAGGCAAGGUUUUUGAAAAAUUUGCCACUGACUCUAACUAGCUUAUCAUCAAGCAUCAGAGCCCUUUGUCAUUUGUAUUGUUUUCAGUUGGCAUCAUUGUUGAGUGCUUGAGUAACACCAACCUCAGCAGG